AGAGGCUGUCACGCGGCGCGCCGAGGGCGUGGCCUGGGAUUCCCGGGGAGGGGAGGGCGCUGUGUGUCCUUGGGCCGAGAGGGGAGGUGACUCCGGCCGAAGAGGACGCAGAAUGAGGGGCCUGCGGGUCUCCCAGGCGCUGGUUCGCUCUUUCAGCUCAACUGCCCGGAACCGCUUCCAGAACCGAGUGGCCGAGAAACAGAAACUCUUCCAGGCGGACAAUGACCUCCCAGUGCACUUGAAGGGCGGGGGAACCGACAACAUCCUGUACCGAGUGACCAUGGGGCUCUGUGUAGGGGGCACCGCCUAUAGCCUGUACUGCCUUGGCUGGGCCUCCUUCCCUCACAAGAAGUGAGACCAAGAAGCUUGCAGAACCUGAACAAGCAUCAAUAAAUGUGCUGGCUUCUUGGGGAACCCAGCCCA
Molecule: messenger RNA, 423 nt
Organism: Ailuropoda melanoleuca (giant panda)
Lineage: Eukaryota; Metazoa; Chordata; Mammalia; Carnivora; Ursidae
Gene: COX7A1
Product: cytochrome c oxidase subunit 7A1
Exons: 4
Coding region: 113-355 (80 amino acids)
Biological process (GO): mitochondrial electron transport, cytochrome c to oxygen; regulation of oxidative phosphorylation; mitochondrial respirasome assembly
Cellular component (GO): respiratory chain complex IV
Source: RefSeq, a predicted model, not a curated record